Messenger RNA from Perognathus longimembris pacificus (Pacific pocket mouse), 1051 nucleotides. It is a transcript of the gene Mmab, whose product is annotated as metabolism of cobalamin associated B. NCBI's taxonomy places the organism in Eukaryota, Metazoa, Chordata, Mammalia, Rodentia, Heteromyidae. The coding region runs from base 70 to 786 and encodes 238 amino acids. Gene Ontology annotation, molecular function: corrinoid adenosyltransferase activity. The transcript is spliced from 9 exons. The record is from RefSeq and is a predicted model, not a curated record.
GUGGGUGGAGCCACCCUGGGUCUUAGACGGAGGCCCGGUGGGGUCAAUCCGCGAGGCGCUGCCCGUCGCAUGGCUGUGUGGCUCCUGGGGGGCCGCCUUGGCCUGCGCGGGUACCUUGGCGCUAGUCGGUUACUAUGUCCCCGUUUCCGAAGCCGCGCCCCUCAGGGCGAGGAAGACGGGGACAGGCCUCAACCUUCCUCAAAGACACCCAAGAUCCCCAAGAUUUACACCAAAACAGGAGAUAAAGGGUUUUCCAGCACCUUCACAGGAGAAAGGAGACGCAAAGACGACCAAGUAUUUGAAGCUGUAGGAACUACAGAUGAGCUAAGCUCAGCUAUUGGGUUUGCCAUGGAAUUGAUCACAGAAAAGGGCCACACCUUUGCCAAUGAGCUUGAGAACAUCCAGUGCACGCUGCAGGACGUGGGUGCUGCCCUGGCCACGCCGCGCUCUUCAGCUCGGGAGGCCCACUUAAAGCGGGUGACAUUCGAGGCAAGCCGCAUCCUCGAGCUGGAGCAGUGGAUUGACAAGUACACCAGCCAGCUGCCCCCUCUCACAGCUUUCAUUCUGCCGUCUGGAGGCAAGAGCAGUGCAGCCCUGCAUUUGUGUCGGGCUGUGUGCCGCCGGGCUGAACGACGCGUGGUCCCUCUAGUCCAAACGGGGGAAACGGAUGCAAACGUGGCCAAGUUCUUGAACAGGCUCAGCGAUUACCUCUUCACCUUAGCCAGAUAUGCAGCCAUGAAGGAAGGCAACCAAGAGAAAAUAUACAAGAAAAGGGACGGAGCCUGACUCACUGUGCCUUGAUGACACAGCCCUACCUGGUGGCCACUGUGACCUUUGCCCUUUGCCCUUUGCCCUCCUGGGGCCUAAAGAGCUCACUCCCAGGGGUGCAGGCUCAGCUGCACUGUAUCCCCUGCCCCUUUCCACAGCCUUCCCAGGCUUCUAACCUGCAUCUCUGCGGAACUGGGGUCAACUCUGUUGCAGAAGAGACCAGCAAGAUGGCUGCGAGGAAAAGGAGCUUUGCAGACGAAAGAAUAAAAGUGGGAAAGAACAA